This is a messenger RNA of Cynocephalus volans (Philippine flying lemur), 2147 nucleotides long. It is a transcript of the gene SLC33A2, whose product is annotated as major facilitator superfamily domain containing 3. Gene Ontology annotation, molecular function: transmembrane transporter activity. The record is from RefSeq and is a predicted model, not a curated record. The coding region runs from base 864 to 2087 and encodes 407 amino acids. Lineage: Eukaryota; Metazoa; Chordata; Mammalia; Dermoptera; Cynocephalidae. Gene Ontology annotation, biological process: transmembrane transport. The transcript is spliced from 5 exons. Gene Ontology annotation, cellular component: membrane.
CUCGGAGUGGACACUAGUCCUGCUCCCAGGAGGAGUGGUCAAGGACAGCUCCCAGAGGAGGUGCCCCUCCUGCUCGCCAGCACGCGCCGCUGCGGGCCUGGGUCUCCACGUGCUCUCAGGUUUUGGGGCAGAGACCAACACAUUCACACACGUGUUAGGUAACAGUGAUGAGUAAGGAACGUGAAGGAAGGCACGGGGCCAUUUGCGCCUUCUGGGGGGAGACCCCAGAGCUGUUGGCGUGGGGGUGGGGACUAACGAAUACCCACAGGACCAGGUGUCCCAGGGUGGCCACGACAGAAAAGUAGCCUUUUCUGAGGAAGACACAGGAAGCUGUGUCCCUGUGCUGGCUCUCCUUCCUGCACUGUGCACCUUUUCCUGCGUGCCACAGAGGAAAUACUAAACCAUAGGAUGGAGCUGGUUGGAGAGGGUGACCGUGAGGGGCUCAAGGAGGAAGUCUUAGUGUUCCUCUUAACUGGGACAACAACGGUGGUGCCCCACCUGGGGGUGUUGGAAGAGCAAAUGGGUCGGUCCCUGCCCGUGUUUUGUUUGAUGCGAAAUCCUAGUGCGCAUGCCCAUGCCAUCUUUGGGUGGGGAGGCGGAGGGGGGUCCCUCGGCCUCCCUUGGCUUGAGCUUGGGCUGGGGCUGCAGGUGGGCAGGCAGGCCUGUGUCCUUGCCCUGGGAACAUGGGGGUGAGCCCCUCCUGUGUGCACAGCACGCACUGCCGUGGGUCACUCGCUUAACCUGGACCAACGGUCCUCUGAGGUAGGCACGGUAGUCCCUGAUUUAUAGACCAGGAAACUGGGCCCCUGGAAUAUGCUGAAGUGACAGCAAACCUGCUCAAAGUGGCUUCGGCAGCUGAGGAAAUGCAUCGACUCACGUGCCUGCAUGUUGGUCCAAAGGCUGGGCUGGGUUCAGGGGCUCGCAGACUCGGAGACCGGAUCGGCCAGGGCACCCAGUCUUGUCCACUCUGGAGGCAAUUCUUAGCCACAGGCUACACUUCAAUAGCCAUGUCAGGGCCUUGGGAGCCCCAGAGAACACGGUUCGGGCGGGAGGAGACUCAGUGCCAGUCAGGUGGGGCUUGGCCUAAUGGCCAGACCCUCCUGGCCUUGUCACCGGACACUGGAGGGCUUUGUGGGCAGUGGCUGGCUGUAUCCUGGCUGAGCCUGGGCCCUGACCUUUCAUGGGAACCCCCUGCCUUUCACUGCCUUGGGAAGGGGCUGCAGCCACAAGCGCAGCAAGGUGGGGUGUCCAGUGGCAGCAGUGUCCAGAAGCAGGCGGUGGGUCGAUUGAAAGACUGUUGGAGGGCGGGGGCUGGCCACGGCGGCGACGGGCUCCGGGCUGCGGGCCAGGCAACCUUCCAGCCGGUCAGACGACGCGGGAGCGCCCACGGCCCCGCCCCCCGGAAGGGCCCGCGGAGCCGGCCCCGCCCCCCGGAAGGUCCGACCCGCUCCUUCCCUGCCGCCGGGCGGAAGCCUGGUGAGAGCCGCGGACGCUCGCCUCCCGUGCGGGCCGGGCUUCGGUUCUUCCAGGGUGAGCAGGGAGCCAGCAGCUUAUUUCCGCUCCUCCUGCUGGACCGUGGUGCUUCAGCCCUGGAGCUGGGGCUGUGGAAUGGUGUGGGCGCCAUGGCCUGCUCCAUUGCCGGCUCCUCCCUAGGUGGGGCCCUGUUGUCCAGGCACUGGCAGCCGCUGCACCUGUUGAGGUUAGUGCUGCGGCUCCGCCUUGGCGGCCUGGCCUGCCAGACUGCCCUGCUCUUCCACCUGGACACACCAGGGGCCAGCCUGGGCCAUGGCACAGCCCUGAGAGGAGCAGCCUUGCUGAGCCUGUGUCUGCAGCACUUACUAGGGGGCCUGGUCACCACUGUCACCUUCACUGUGAUGAUGCGCUGCAGCCAGCUGGCAGCCAGUGCCCUGCAGGCCACCCACUACAGCCUCCUGGCCACUCUGGAGCUGCUGGGGAAGCUGCUGCUGGGCGCCCUGGCUGGGGCCCUGGCCGACGGCCUGGGGCUGCGUCCCUGCUUCUCCUUCCUCCUCGCCCUCUCAGCCCUGCCCCUUCUGGGCCUGGGCAUGGCACCCAGCACCCUGGCCUGAGCUGGCAGCUGGACUGGUCAAUAAAGCCGACUGUGCCUGAGACCCAGAAGCCUGUGUCUG